Molecule: messenger RNA, 536 nt
Organism: Notothenia coriiceps (black rockcod)
Lineage: Eukaryota; Metazoa; Chordata; Actinopteri; Perciformes; Nototheniidae
Product: Abelson tyrosine-protein kinase 2-like
Exons: 3
Biological process (GO): protein phosphorylation
Molecular function (GO): protein kinase activity; ATP binding
Source: RefSeq, a predicted model, not a curated record
GUAUACGUGACCUCAGAGAGUCGUUUCUCCACGUUAGCGGAGCUGGUGCACCACCACUCCACGGUGGCCGACGGCCUGGUCACCACGCUGCACUACCCGGCUCCAAAAUGCAACAAACCCACGGUGUACGGCGUGUCCCCCAUCCACGACAAGUGGGAGAUGGAGCGCACAGACAUCACCAUGAAGCACAAGCUGGGGGGGGGGCAGUACGGGGAGGUGUACGUGGGCGUGUGGAAGAAAUACAACCUCACCGUGGCCGUGAAGACACUCAAGGAGGACACCAUGGAGGUAGAGGAGUUUCUGAAGGAAGCAGCCGUGAUGAAGGAGGUCAAACACCCGAACCUGGUUCAGCUGCUCGGUGUGUGCACGCUGGAGCCGCCCUUCUACAUCGUGACGGAGUACAUGCCCCACGGGAACCUGCUGGACUACCUGAGGGACUGCGAUAAGGAGGAGGUGAACGCCGUGGUGCUGCUCUACAUGGCCACGCAGAUCUCCUCCGCCAUGGAGUACCUGGAGAAGAAGAACUUCAUCCACAG